This is a messenger RNA of Penicillium digitatum Pd1, 324 nucleotides long. Lineage: Eukaryota; Fungi; Ascomycota; Eurotiomycetes; Eurotiales; Aspergillaceae. The record is from RefSeq and is a predicted model, not a curated record.
AUGUGGGUAUGUGUAGAGAGUGGAGAGGGGGAGAAAUACGAGGAGAGAAGCUCAGAGAGGGGACUGACCGAUUUAUAUGAGGGGCAGGUGCUGAGAGGGGCAACCCCGGAAUAUCUAGGUAUGUUGUACGGAGUACCCACGGAGUGUUUACUUUGCACAAUGUUGACAUUUCUUCACCUUUUGUCACCUUUGUUUUUGUUUUAUUUUGCCAUGUCUUGCUACAUGUUCACUCUCUUUUACUUUUCUUGUAUCUUUGAAUGGAAUCCUUACAUACUAUGCUCUCUCAUCUCACCAAAAUACUUUUUUCACCGAAGACCAGAUUAA